This is a messenger RNA of Populus euphratica (Euphrates poplar), 980 nucleotides long. Its product is annotated as fasciclin-like arabinogalactan protein 13. Bases 45 to 980 code for a protein of 311 amino acids. Gene Ontology annotation, cellular component: plasma membrane. Gene Ontology annotation, biological process: plant-type secondary cell wall biogenesis. The record is from RefSeq and is a predicted model, not a curated record. The transcript has 2 exons. NCBI's taxonomy places the organism in Eukaryota, Viridiplantae, Streptophyta, Magnoliopsida, Malpighiales, Salicaceae.
AUGCCAAUCCUCUCUGCCCGCACACCACCACCAAAGCCUCCACAAUGGCUACCACUCCCCUGUCUUUCUUUCUCCUUUCACUCCUCCUCUCCCUCUCCCUCAAUGCCCAAGCUCAAACCCCGACAGCACCCGCCCCGAUGCCCUCCGGUCCGGUUAACUUCACCGCAGUUCUUGUAAAGGGUGGACAGUUCACCACACUCAUUCGCCUGCUGAACAAGACUCAAACUUUCAACCAAAUUGAGAAUCAGCUUAACAGCUCUUCUGAGGGCAUGACUAUCUUUGCCCCAACCGAUAAUGCCUUCAACAAUCUUAAAGCUGGUGCUUUAAAUGGCCUCAACCAACAAGAACAAGUUCAGCUUCUUCAAUACCACACGUUGCCGAAAUUCUAUACCACGAGCAAUCUUUUGCUGGUUAGUAACCCUGUUCCCACUCAGGCCUCAGGCCAAGAUGGUGUCUGGGGUCUUAACUUCACUGGCCAAAGCAACCAAGUCAAUGUAUCAACAGGGCUUGUUGAGGUUCAAAUUAACAACGCUUUAAGGCAAGAUUUUCCUUUGGCACCAGCUCAUUCCAACGAAGUCCCACCCCACAUUUUAUCUCAUAAAAGCCAUGCCAAUCCUCUCUGCCCGCACACCACCACCAAAGCCUCCACAAUGGCUACCACUCCCCUGUCUUUCUUUCUCCUUUCACUCCUCCUCUCCCUCUCCCUCAAUGCCCAAGCUCAAACCCCGACAGCACCCGCCCCGAUGCCCUCCGGUCCGGUUAACUUCACCGCAGUUCUUGUAAAGGGUGGACAGUUCGCCACACUCAUUCGCCUUCUGAACAAGACUCAAACUUUCAACCAAAUUGAGAAUCAGCUUAACAGCUCUUCUGAGGGCAUGACUAUCUUUGCCCCAAUCAGCUGGUGGAAGGAAUGUAGCAUUGGGAUUGGUUGUUGGGCUCGGUUUGAUUUGCAUGGGAAUUCUUUCUUGAUCAAAUGUUAA